GACUUGGUCUUUCGUACUUGCGUCUUUCGUCUUUCUUGAAGUUGCUGACUUUUUAGGCCAUGAAACAACCUUUUGUGACCGAUAAAACCCGCACUCACUGAUCUGCCUCAUGUGAUACGUCUGACCUAGCCUGCUCCAAAGAGCCCCAUGCGCUCGCAUCGAUAUUUGCUACAGCCCAGGCAGUUUUUGAUCUUCGCUCUGUCCAAAUUCUAACCACGCCUGAAAUUUGAGACCUCAUAGUCACCGCCGGAACCAUCCGGAUCUCUUCGUUCGUUUCGAGAGGCGACUCUAGAACUCUUCCUAUCGUUCUCGAGGAAUCUCAGGCUUGCAAAGAUGCAAUAUUGGGCAGUUAUCGUGCUGGUUAUGGCGGGCGGGGGUGCUCUCGUCCUGAUCGCAUAUGCCGUGCUGCGAAACUUCACCGAUCCUGACAACCAAGAAACCUUCAGCUUCAGUGAAGAGCAGCUAAGAUACAUGAGGGAAUUGCGUCAGCGGAACCUAGAUAAUCUUGUCGCUGAGAUGACUGCGAAAGGAUAUGGCCGAACGAGGCCUCUACCCAUGGAGAUAUAUCGCCAGGGUAGUCGUGGCGGAGAUACGAGUGGCUCCUCCGAGCAGUGGGGAUAAGAGGAUGAAUCCAUCAACACACACACACAUACCAAAGAAAAAAAAGGGCGAUGACGUCCGGAUUGAACUUCGGAUUCUGUCUUCGAUUCUGUCUUCAAUUGCCGAUAGAAGCGGCCAGGCAUAUUUGUCACCAGGCGCAUGGGGAUGAACAUAGAAGGUCCACGGCAGGGUCGCCGCAUUUGAAGUAGAAUGCUCUACUGUAAGGGUAUAAUGGAACCGGAGAAGGGUAUCAUUGUCAGAUCACUAAUGUACAUAUUCUGUAACGAAUAUCAUGCCCUGUAUUGGUGCGUCAGCGAGGAUUCCAACCGUUGCUUGGGUCACUUACAUAAGAAUCAC
Messenger RNA from Verruconis gallopava, 957 nucleotides. RefSeq lists its product as uncharacterized. The record is from RefSeq and is a predicted model, not a curated record. Lineage: Eukaryota; Fungi; Ascomycota; Dothideomycetes; Venturiales; Sympoventuriaceae. The coding region runs from base 334 to 621 and encodes 95 amino acids. The transcript is spliced from 3 exons.